UUAUGAAGGUGGUGGUGGUAGAAUCGUCGAACAAAGUUCAAAGUUUAAAUUUAUUAUUUUUUUUAUACUUUAAAUAAAAAUACAUAUAACAACUAAAACGAACUGCUGUACACAGUACAAAAUUCCUCUCAAAGUUUAUUCAGGGUGGUUCAAUUUAAGAUUGGACUCCAGUCGUUUUUAUUUUCAGAAUGUCUUGUAUACAACAGGUUUCAAGAAAUUUAAUCAAAAAUGGUCUUAAAAUUAAUCCAAAUUUAGUAAAGCACAGUUCUUCAGCUUCGAGUGUGGGAGGAUAUAAUUUUGCUCUAAAUGAUACUCAAAAAGAAUUUCAAGAUCUAGCAAGGAAAUUUACUAGAGAAGAAAUUAUUCCAGUUGCAGCUGAAUAUGAUAGAACUGGAAAAUAUCCUUUUGACAUUCUCAAAAAGGCUUGGAGCCUUGGAUUGACUAAUAGUCACAUACCUGAGGAAUAUGGUGGUAUGGGUAUGGGUAUAUUUGAUGGAUGUGUAAUAGCUGAAGAAAUUGCAUAUGGAUGCACAGGAAUAAAAACUGCAUUGGAAGGUAGUGGUUUAGGACAAACGCCAGUACUGGUAGCAGGUAAUCCAGAGCAGAAGAAAAAAUAUUUAGGAAGGUUAAUAGAAGAGCCACUGGUUGCUGCCUAUGCAGUGACUGAGCCGGGAGCGGGAUCCGAUGUUAACGGUCUUAAAACGCGCGCUGAAAAGAAAGGCGAUGAAUGGAUCCUCAAUGGACAGAAAAUGUGGAUCACUAAUGGAGGUGUUGCCAAUUGGUAUUUCGUAUUGGCUCGCACUAAUCCCGAUCCAAAAGCACCGGCCAGUAAAGCAUUUACUGGAUUUAUCGUCGAAAGAGAAUGGCCGGGUGUCAAUCCUGGAAGAAAGGAGAUAAAUAUGGGCCAAAGAGCUUCAGACACAAGAGGCAUAACUUUCGAAGACGUUCGCAUUCCUAAAGAAAAUGUGCUAAUUGGCGAAGGUGCUGGAUUCAAAAUUGCUAUGGCUACAUUUGACUCUACUAGGCCACCAGUAGCCGCGGGUGCUACAGGAUUAGCCCAACGUUGCCUAGACGAAGCUACCAAAUACUCUCUAGAACGAAAAACUUUUGGCGUUCCUAUCGCCAAACACCAAGCCGUCGCAUUUCUUUUGGCAGACAUGGCCAUUGGAGUAGAAACCGCUCGUCUGGCUUGGAUGAAAUCUGCUUGGGAAGUGGACAACGGCAUCAAGAACACUUUAGCAGCUUCUGUAGCUAAAUGUUACGCGUCCGACGUGGCCAACAAGUGUGCUACAGAUGCUGUGCAAAUUUUCGGAGGAAAUGGCUUUAACAGCGAAUAUCCCGUGGAAAAACUAAUGAGAGAUGCCAAAAUUUAUCAGAUUUAUGAAGGAACUUCUCAGAUUCAGAGAAUGAUUAUUUCUAGGGUUAUUAUCGAUAAAGCAAAAGAAUCUGCUUGAGUACCGGUUUAAAAAAAGAGUUAGAUUUAUUUAAUUUCAAAAUUUUUCUGGUUUAUUUGAUUUUCGAAUUGUUUGAGUAAAUUAUGGGAUUGAUUUAUAACAAUUUAGCCAUCCAUAUAUAGGUAUUAAAAUGUUGCUGAACAAAGUAGUAAGAAUCAAACAUACUUUCUAUAUGAACUAUUUUAUUUUCAUUUAUUUUUUUAUAUAGAUACUUUUAAAUAUUCUUUAUAGUAAAGUCGUUCGCUAAGAUUAUUUUUUGAACUAAGUUUACAUAAAUAUUUUAAUCAAAAUCAGUACAAAAACUUUUCUAAACAUGUAUUUUUACAUAUUUACC
This is a messenger RNA of Psylliodes chrysocephalus, 1788 nucleotides long. The record is from the annotation of a GenBank genome assembly. NCBI's taxonomy places the organism in Eukaryota, Metazoa, Arthropoda, Insecta, Coleoptera, Chrysomelidae.